Messenger RNA from Nicotiana tabacum (common tobacco), 1481 nucleotides. The record is from RefSeq and is a predicted model, not a curated record. Lineage: Eukaryota; Viridiplantae; Streptophyta; Magnoliopsida; Solanales; Solanaceae.
CUAUUGGUGUUUAUUUGCAGAAACUUACUCCUCCCACUUUAUCAAAGGAACCUGAAGUUAAAAACAUGGAGCCAAAUGAACGUGUGUUUGAAGAAAUUGAAAUCCAUGACGAAAAUCAAGUGAGUUAUGAUCAAAUGAACUCAAUAUUGGUGGAGCCAUGGGGGAGUAACAUUGGUGGAUCUGAAUGGAAUUACAAGCUAAACAGUCCCAUUAAAGAAAUAUUGAUUGCUCAUGGCGAGUUUAUACACUCCAUCAUGUUCAGAACCAUUAACGAAAAGGGUACUACCAACGACUCACCAAUAUUUGGUGGGGAUGGAGGUCGAAGAGACAAGGUUGCUAUUGAGGCAAUUCCAUUGGAAUAUUUAACAGGCAUCAAGGGGACAUUUAGACGUUGUGGUAUCCGUUUGGUUAUAAACUCUCUAUGUUUUAUAACUAAUGUAAAGAAUUAUGGACCAUUUGGGUCCGAGGAUGGUGGAAUACCAUUUUCAGUUGUGAUGAAAGAAGGUGGAGCUAUUGUAGGAUUUCACGGGCGUUGUGGAGCAUACCUUGAUGCUAUUGGUGUUUAUUUGCAGAAACUUACUCCCCCUGCUUCGGCAAUGGAACCUGAAGAUGAAACAAUUGAACCAAAUGAACCUAAGGAAAAUCAAGUGAGUUACGAUCUAGCAGACUCAAUAUUGGUGGGGCCAUGGGGAGGCAAUGCUGGUGGAUCAAAAUGGAAUUAUAAGUUGAAAAAUCCCAUUAAAGAAAUAUUGAUUGCUCACGGAGAUGUUAUAGACUCCAUCAUGUUCAGAACCGUUACCGAACAAGGUACUACUAAAGACUCACCAAAGUUUGGUGGGAAUGGAGGUGGAAUAAAUAAGGUUAUUUUUGAGGAAAAUCCAUUGGAACAUUUAACGAGCAUCAAGGGUACAUUAGGACGUUUCAAUGGCCAUUUGGUUGUAAAAUCUCUAUGUUUUACAACUAAUGCAAAGAAUUAUGGACCAUUUGGGUCUGAGAAUGGUGGAACACUAUUUUCAGUUGUGAUUAAAGAAGGCGGAGCUAUUGUGGGAUUUCACGGGCAUUGUGGAGAGUACCUUAAUGCUAUUGGUAUUUAUUUGCAGAAACCUACUCCCCCUGCUUUGGCACAGAAACCUGAAGAUGAAGCAAUUGAGCCAAAUGAACCUAUGGUUGAAGAAAUAAUUGAAAUCCAUGACGGAUCAGGAUCAACUGAUCAUAGGAAAGGGAAAAUAACAAAAAGUGAAAGUGAAUUGCCAACAAUGGGAAAUCAAGUGAGUUACGAUCGAGCGGGCUCGAUAUUGGUGGGGCCAUGGGGAGGCUAUACUGAUGGAUCAGAAUGGAAUUACAAGUUGAAAAGUCCUAUUAAAGAAAUAUUGAUUGCUCACGGAGAUGUUAUAAACUCCAUCAUGUUCAGAACCGUUGCCGAACAAGGUACUACAAAAGACUCACCAAAGUUUGGUGGGAAUGGAGGUCGAAUAAAUAAG